AUGUUUGGCCACAGUACCAAUCGACUGGAACAAGACCAUACUAACAAUGGAAUGGCCAGCAGCGAUCACAGUACUAAUUGUGUUAAUACCUCAGAUGAGGACUUUUCCUCCAAUGAGGAAUCUAGCUUGGAUAGCACAGAGACAGCAAAAUCUGUGCUGGGAAAGCUGAGACCAGAUGAACUUCAAAUCCUCCAAGAUGGUCUAAAGGAUUGGAAGGAAGCUGACACAAACAAAAGGGCCUCACUGAUGGAGGGCAUGUGGAACAAAAUCAAGUGGCUGGAUGCCAACAAGAGCCUCAAACAAAAUGAAUGGAAUAGAAAAUGGAUGGCCAUCAAAAACUGGAUGCACAAGAUGGCCCUGGUCAAGUAUGGCUCCAAAUGGACAGCCCUAAAGGUGAUCAAGCUGCAGUGUAAGAAGGAUAUCCAGCAAGUACUUGUGAAGGCUGGAAUACAGCCUGGGAUGUUGGCUAUGAUCAAACACUAUCAGCCAGCUGUUCAGAAGGUAGUCCAGUUGUUGACCAAGGCUGAAUUGGACCAGGCAUCCCAUUUGACAAAAGAGUGGAACAAGAGAAAGCUGCCACCUGAAGCCCAGGCAGAGGCAGCAACAAGUAAGGGCCAAAAGUAUGCAAAACAGUUUGCAUAUGACAUGUGGAAGCAGUGUGGGAUGAGAGUGGUGAUCAUGUCAGCAUGCAAGGAUAAGGAUGGUGAAGUGAUGGUUGGAGUGAAUGACUUCAAUGACAAGCUGGGCAAUGGAGAGCUCUAUUUGGAUUGGGAAGACCUUCAUGGAAAGUGGUCAGCCUAUGCAAAGAAGGCCUUUGGGGCCAAUGGUACAGAGGAUGGCAGCAGAGAGGAUGAGGCCAGUCAAACCACAGUAAAAGCACAGAAAGGAAAAAAGCAGUCUCAAUUCUCCCUGUCCACCAAUGACAAUGGCACACCCAUUCUUCCAAAUCUCUUGGACUUAUGGACACCAGAAUUAAAGGACAUCAUGAGGCAGGAGCACCCAGAAGAUGUCUUCUGGUUCCAAAGGUGGAGAUCUCAGGAUGGUUUCCUGGAGGAGCCAGUCACCAAACACCAAUGCCAGUCAGACAAAGCCAAAGGGAAGAGACCCUGGACAGAAGUAAAUUCCAUUGAUGGCUCUGACUACAGACAUCACUUGGAGGAGGAACCAGCUCCUCCCACAAAACCUUCCACCAAAUGGCAAUGGAUAGAUGAUCAUCCCACUGGAACAUCCAAUGCACAAGGAGGACAACAGAUGAUGGAGCCAGUCCACAUCAGACUGGUGCAAUACAGCUACUGCAUACCCCAAGCCAGCUGGUAA
This is a messenger RNA of Pisolithus orientalis, 1317 nucleotides long. RefSeq lists its product as uncharacterized. The coding region runs from base 1 to 1317 and encodes 438 amino acids. The transcript has 9 exons. Lineage: Eukaryota; Fungi; Basidiomycota; Agaricomycetes; Boletales; Pisolithaceae. The record is from RefSeq and is a predicted model, not a curated record.